This is a messenger RNA of Drosophila erecta, 806 nucleotides long. Its product is annotated as protamine-like protein 99C. The record is from RefSeq and is a predicted model, not a curated record. The coding region runs from base 82 to 690 and encodes 202 amino acids. The transcript is spliced from 3 exons. NCBI's taxonomy places the organism in Eukaryota, Metazoa, Arthropoda, Insecta, Diptera, Drosophilidae. Gene Ontology annotation, biological process: sperm DNA condensation; spermatogenesis.
CUCACUCCAAAUUCGUUUUCCAGUGCAGACAGUUCUGUAGCGUUUGGAGAAAAAAUUCAAAGUUAACACAAAAUCCGAGGAAUGGAGAGAAGAAAGCGUGGACAUAUGUAUUGUCCACCCAUUUACAAGAGCCAGAAAGUGGCGCGCAUCACCAACAAUGGCUACCUCAACUUUUUGACCGAGUACAAGAAACGCUUUUGCGGAACUUCUCCACAGGACAUGGUGCGAUAUGCGGCUAAGCAGUGGAAUCAGCUGUCCGUCGUUGAGAAGGAGUAUUUCAAGAAAAAGCCGACGGCCGUUUUGAAAGGCGCACCACAAUCUGUAGCAUGCGAGCCGAAGAGCGAAGUUGCCGAGAAAACAGCACAGCAAAGUCCUUGCCCAAGACAGUCGCCAUCCGCUCGGCAGCGGAAAUCUGACAGGAGCUCGUCCAGAUCGCGGGCCUUGUGCAGAUCCGUGAACAGUCGGACGCGAGGCAAGCCAAGUCCUCCGCAGACCAAGCGCAGCGUUAGCCAUUUGGGCUCCGCAGUUGCCUAUAUCCAUUUCCUGCGCAAGUUUCAGCGGAAGAAUCCCGAGUUGGCGACCACCGAUCUGCUGAAAACGGCGACUCGAUUGUGGUGUCGCCUGGAUGAGAGUCAGCGGCAUGCAUUUGAGAGUCCACUUUGGAUUGUGCAAAUAACAGAAUCUAAGUAGCAGUGUAGUAUGUGUAAUUUGGUAAAUUGUAAUUUGUAUAACUUCACUUUCACUUUACACACAAGAGCCUUGUACAAAUUUCUAGAUUAAACUCGAUCUCAUGUUGAAGCAAUCCA